GUUUGAAAGCUUAUUAUUAGAUUAAACAAAAAAACAACAAAUCCUCAUCUAACUCCAGUGAACAGCAACACCGUACGACGACGCAUUGGUUCCUCGCCGUGAACACCCAAACAAACCCCAACCCAGCCCAAACAAAACCCUAAUUUAUGAUCUCUCCCCAAUUCUAUUUCAUUUCUCCCAUUCUCUCCUGCUCCAGUCACGUAGAUCCAUGAUCACCUUUGCACUCGUCUCCCACAUAAAUUCCCCUGAUUAACGUUCGCAGCCACGUGCCGCAGACACAAAAUUCCAUUUUUCUUCUCGUUUAUUGCUCAAUUGUGUUGCUUGUUUUCGACGAUCGGGUUUUUGCUGUGGUUCUUCUGCUUCAAUUUCGACAAUUUCUGAACGAAUGGUUUAGUCUAAAUAUUCGGAAGGUGCGUGUAUAAAAGGAUGGGUAGCAGUGACGCGGAUAAACCCCCGAAAGAGAAGGAGUCCAAAACACCUCCGUCGACGUCACAGGAGCAGUCUCCAACAACUGGAGCUGGACCGGUUAAUCCCGACUGGGCUAACUUUCAGGCAUAUUCUCAUAUACCUCCACAUGGGUUCAUGGCAUCAGGUCCUCAAGCCCACCCAUAUAUGUGGGGUGUCCAGCAUAUUGUGCCUCCCUAUGGCACCCCACCACAUCCCUAUGUUGCAAUGUAUCCCCAUGGUGGCAUAUAUGCUCAUCCAUCCAUGCCUCCGGGAUCUUAUCCUUUUAGUCCUUACGCCAUGCCUUCUCCAAAUGGUGUUGCAGAUGCGUCGGGAAAUACUCCAGUCAUCAAUGAAGCUCAUGUUAAGCCUCCUGAGAUGAAGGAAAAAUUACCAAUCAAAAGAUCAAAAGGCAGUUUGGGUAGUUUGAAUAUGAUUACAAGAAAAAGUAAUGAACCUCGUAAAACACCAGCAACAUCUGCCAAUGGAAUUCAUUCCCAAAGUGGUGAGAGUGCAAGUGAAGGUACUAGUGAAGGAAGUGAUGAGAACUCCCAGAAUGACUCUCAAUUAAAAUCUGGGGAGAGGCAGGAUUCUUUUGAAGAUGAACCCUCUCAAAAUGGCAGUUCAGUGCAUGCUCCACAAAAUGGGGUACUUCAUACACCUCAUACGGUUAUUAACCAAACUAUGGCCAUUGCAACUAUACCUGCUUCUGGUGGUCCUGCAACUAAUUUGAAUAUUGGAAUGGAUUAUUGGGGCGCACCAACUGCACUGCAUGGAAAUGUCCCUUCUCCUGCAAUUGCUGGUGGGAUAGUUAAUACCGGGUCACGUGAGGGUGUUCAGCCACAAGUGUGGCUACAGGAUGAAAGAGAGCUUAAAAGACAAAGGCGCAAGCAGUCUAAUAGGGAAUCUGCACGCAGAUCCAGGUUGCGAAAGCAGGCUGAAUGUGAUGAACUAGCCCAGCGUGCUGAUGUGUUGAAAGAAGAAAAUGCUUCUCUCCGAUCUGAAGUGACCCAGAUCAGGAGCGACUACGAGCAGCUACUCUCUGAGAAUGCAGUACUCAAGGAGCGACUUGGGCAGAUACCUGGGAAAGAAGAUCUCAGGUCGGGCCAGAAUGAUCAGCCUGUAUGUAGUGACACUCAACAGAGUGAUCAGACAGUGGCUGUGCAGGGCAUUCAUUAGGAUCAAGCUUCUUGCUGCAUGUUUCUGUUUCAUGAAGAUAACCUAACACCAAAUAACAACUCGCCUUUGUAUUUUGGUAGAUUCUAGCUCAAAUUGUAUUGAGGGUGAUCGAUCAUAUGUAAUGUUAGGAUCAAUUUGUUAUAUGAUCCUUCAUUCCUAAUUUAUCGCGUUUUUUACCGACAAAAACAUCCUGGUUUGUAGGUAGGUUGAGAAAUGGGUUAUACCUUAUGUGUUACUUCAGAAAUUAAGAUAUAUGGUUAAUGAACCUGGGUAUUUUCCAUUA
Molecule: messenger RNA, 1906 nt
Organism: Lotus japonicus
Lineage: Eukaryota; Viridiplantae; Streptophyta; Magnoliopsida; Fabales; Fabaceae
Product: bZIP transcription factor 16-like
Exons: 13
Coding region: 427-1623 (398 amino acids)
Biological process (GO): regulation of DNA-templated transcription
Cellular component (GO): nucleus
Molecular function (GO): sequence-specific DNA binding; DNA-binding transcription factor activity
Source: RefSeq, a predicted model, not a curated record